AUGAUGUAUCUGACUUUGGUCCUGGUUCUAUUGGCCUCUCUAUUUGGGGCAGAGGGCUGCUACUGCCCUGAGAAUUGGUCCCCGAAGGCCGAAAUUUGUGGCAACAACGGGGUUAUCUACAAGAAUCGCUGCGUCUUCGAAUGCACUCAGCGGGAAUUCCGAAGACGGGGAGAAACUCUGACUUUGAGCCAAUUGGGAAAAUGUCCUAAGACCUACGGAUAAAGUUUUUACUUUAAGAUAUUAUAUAUAAUCCAUGUGCUAUUAUGUCAGUACUAUAUUAUUGUUGAAUAUUUUAGCCUAUUGUAAA
This is a messenger RNA of Drosophila ananassae, 307 nucleotides long. RefSeq lists its product as uncharacterized. NCBI's taxonomy places the organism in Eukaryota, Metazoa, Arthropoda, Insecta, Diptera, Drosophilidae. The record is from RefSeq and is a predicted model, not a curated record. Bases 1 to 222 code for a protein of 73 amino acids. The transcript has a single exon. Gene Ontology annotation, molecular function: protein binding.